AUGUCUUCUGAGACCGAAACUAAGGGUUUAGUGUUGGAAAACACUGCUCGUAGAGAUGCUCUAAUUGCUAUUGAGAAGAAGUACCAAAAGUUAUGGGCUGAAGAGCAUAUGUUCGAGGUUGAUGCUCCAUCGCUCGAAGAGGAAAAUGUGAGUGUAGACUCUGCAGAGUUGCAGAAGAAGUAUCCCAAAUUCAUGUCCUCCAUUGCUUAUCCUUACAUGAAUGGUGUGUUGCACGCUGGGCAUUUGUUCACUCUUUCCAAAGUGGAGUUUUCCGUUGGUUUUGAGAGAAUGAAGGGUAAAAGAGCUUUGUUUCCAUUGGGGUUCCACUGCACUGGUAUGCCGAUCCUAGCAUGUGCUGACAAGCUUAAGAGAGAGGUAGAACUUUUUGGUGCUGACUUUGCUAAGGCCCCAGCCGAGGACGAAGACCCAGACGCGGGAAGCGUUAAGGAAGAAGUUAAAGCAGAAUCUGAAGAUGUGACGAAAUUCAAAGCUAAGAAAUCCAAAGCAGCCGCCAAGAAAGGCCGUGGUAAAUACCAGUUUGAAAUUAUGUUGCAACUGGGAAUUGCAAGAGAGGACGUGAUCAAAUUCGCCGAUCCUCAGUACUGGCUCGUUUACUUCCCACCUCUCUGCCAAGAAGACUGUUCUUCAAUUGGCUCUCGUAUCGACUGGAGACGUUCUUUUAUCACAACUGACAUGAAUCCUUACUAUGAUGCUUUCAUUAGGUGGCAAAUGAACAAGUUAAAGGAAGUUGGAAAAAUCAAGUUUGGUGAGCGUUAUACUAUUUACUCUGAGAAAGAUGGCCAAGCCUGUAUGGAUCACGACAGACAAUCGGGUGAAGGUGUGACUCCUCAAGAAUAUGUGGGUAUCAAGAUUGAGACUUUGGAAUUUGCUGAGCCAGCCCAAAAAAUCAUUGACUCCACUGAGGCAAUUGACAAAUCCAAAAAGAUUCACUUCGUAGCUGCUACUUUGAGACCAGAGACCAUGUAUGGUCAGACAUGCUGCUUCGUUUCACCAAAAAUCGACUACGGAGUGUUCGACGCUGGUGACUCUUAUUACAUCACUACAGAAAGAGCUUUCAAGAACAUGUCUUACCAAAAAUUGACACCCGUCAGAGGACAGUACAAACCUUUGGUCACCAUCAGCGGUAAGGAUUUCAUCGGCUCCAAGAUUCGUGCUCCGCUUUCCGCUUACGAUGUCUUGAGAAUUUUGCCAAUGGAAACGGUUAUCGCUACAAAGGGUACCGGUGUUGUCACUUGUGUUCCCUCAAAUUCUCCUGAUGAUUUGAUGACUACGAAAGAUUUGCAAAACAAAUCUGAAUACUACGGGAUUGACGCCGACUGGGUGAAACACGAACCUGUUCCAAUUAUUCGCUCUGAGAAAUACGGCGACCUGACGGCUCAAAAGAUUUGUGAGGAACUUAAGAUUAGAUCCCCCAAAGAUUCUGUUCUUUUAGCCGAGGCCAAAAAGAUUGCCUACAAGGAAGACUUUUACAACGGUACUAUGAUAUACGGUAAGUACAAGGGCGACAAAGUGGAAAUUGCGAAGAACAAGUUGAAAGCUGAUCUUAUUGCCAAUAACGAAGCUUUUGUCUACAACGAGCCAGAAUCUUUGGUUGUGUCUCGUUCUGGUGACGACUGUAUCGUCUCCCUAGAAGACCAGUGGUAUGUCGACUAUGGUGAAGAGAGCUGGAAAGCACAAGCAAUUGAAUGUUUGGACCAAAUGCAACUCUUUGCUCCAGAAGUGAGAAACGCUUUUGAGGGUUGCUUAGACUGGUUGAAAAACUGGGCUGUAUGCCGUACCUACGGUUUAGGUACCAAGCUACCUUGGGACGAAAAAUACUUGGUUGAAUCUCUGUCUGACUCUACCAUCUAUCAAGCGUUUUACACUAUCGCUCACUUGCUCUUCAAGGACUACUACGGUAACGAAAUCGGACCACUAGGUAUUGAGGCUAACCAAAUGACACCAGCUGUUUUCGAUUACGUCUUCCAACACACCGAUGAUAUCAAAACUGAUAUACCUAUCGAAAGUCUGCAAAAGCUUAGACGGGAAUUUGAAUACUUCUAUCCUCUAGACGUCUCGGUGUCUGGUAAGGACUUGAUCACCAAUCACUUAACUUUCUUUAUCUACACUCAUGUUGCUCUUUUCCCAAAGAAGUUUUGGCCAAGAGGUAUCAGAGCAAACGGUCACUUAAUGUUGAACAACGCUAAAAUGUCCAAAUCUACCGGUAACUUUAUGACUUUGAAACAGAUUGUCGCAAAAUUUGGUGCCGAUGCUUCUCGUAUUGCUUUGGCCGACGCUGGCGACACCGUUGAGGACGCCAAUUUGGACGAAACGAAUGCUAACGCAGCCAUUUUGAGACUUUAUAAUCUUAAGGAAUGGGCUGAUGAGGUUGUUCAAAACGGCUCUACCUUCCGUACUGGUGCAAUUAGUGAGUUUUUCGACGUUGCCUUCGAAAAUGAAAUGAACUUCUUGAUUGAGGAAACUUACAAACAGUACGAGCUGACUAACUACAAGAGUGCCUUGAAGGUUGGUUUGUUCGACUUGCAAACUGCGAGAGAUUACUAUCGUGAAUCUUGUGAAGUAAUGCACAAAGAUCUAGUUCUACGUUAUAUUGAGCUGCAAGCUUUGGCAUUGACUCCAAUUGCCCCACAUUUUGCUGAGUACAUAUGGCGCGAAGUUUUGGGAAACGCUACCUCUGUGCAGCGUGCCAAAUUCCCCCGUGCGUCUAAGCCUGUCGAUCUAGGUGCAUUGUCUUCCUUGGAAUACUUGAGAGAUCUACAGAGAAGAAUCAGAGAGACUGAGGGUCAAGCUUUAAAGAAAAAGAAGGGUAAGGGUGCUGAUGUGGAUAGCACUAAACCCGCCAAGCUGCUCGUGCUCGUUUCUGAGUCCUUCCCAGAAUGGCAAAACCAGUACAUUGAGCUGAUGCGCAAACUUUUUGAAGCUCAAGAUCUUAACGACAACAAGAAGAUCAAGGAAGCAGUGAAUCCAAAGGAUAUGAAACGUGCCAUGCCUUUCAUAUCGAUGCUCAAACAGCGUCUCGCCAGUGAGCCCGUGGAGACUGUUUUCAACAGAGAAUUGCCUUUUGAUGAAGUUGCUACGAUUAAGUCGACAGUAGAGAGCUUAAAGAAAUGUUGCCAAGCGGUGAAAUGCCAAGAAUUCCAGUUUAUCAAAUUCCCAUAUGGCGCUAAGGUUGGUACCGAUAUUUUCACCGGAGAACAAGUGGAUAUUCCAAAUGCUGCCAAAAUUGUGGAGAACGCCGUUCCCGGCGCCCCCGGUAUUAUUAUCUCCAAUAUCUAA
Molecule: messenger RNA, 3297 nt
Organism: Lachancea nothofagi CBS 11611
Lineage: Eukaryota; Fungi; Ascomycota; Saccharomycetes; Saccharomycetales; Saccharomycetaceae
Source: the annotation of a GenBank genome assembly